GCCAUUUAGCUGCUUUCUUAACAAAAAGAUAAACAUGUCGAACCGGGCAUAAAAACCAUUUGUACCUUACUAUCACUUCAUCCAUGCAUUGGGCCCACGAGGAGCCGCAUUUGUGUUUACAUGUAUUAGCCGCUGCUAGCUAGGUUGUUAUCGCAGCUGAGCUAGCCGCGUGAUGCGUGGCUAGCCAACAGGAGGUUCUGUUCGGUUUACAACCAAACUCUACCGCUGCUGUAUGCUUCCCGGUUCUGAAGAGUGUUCACAGUCAGGGGUGCAGGUUCAUUUGGGGGCGAAGCUUUCUGUUCCACAACGAUUUAGCUGGUCACCAUGGCGACGGACGUGGGCUCCCCCCAGCGGUUCUUCCACAUGCCACGGUUCCAGCACCAGGCUCCCCGACAGGUGUUCUACAAAAGGCCUGACUUUGCCCAGCAGCAGGCCAUGCAGCAGCUCACUUUUGAUGGGAAACGCAUGAGGAAGGCUGUGAACCGCAAGACCAUUGAUUACAACCCCUCCGUCAUCAGACACCUUCAGAAUCGUCUUUGGCAGAGAGACCACAGAGACCUUAGAGCCAUCCAGCCUGAUGCCGGCUGCUACAAUGAUCUCGUCCCUCCAAUCGGGAUGCAAAACAACCCUAUGAACGCCGUCACCACAAAGUUUGUCCGGACCUCCACCAAUAAGGUCAAAUGUCCCGUGUUUGUAAUCAGGUGGACUCCUGAGGGCCGCCGGCUGGUGACCGGGGCCUCCAGUGGAGAGUUCACUCUGUGGAACGGGCUUACCUUCAACUUUGAGACCAUCUUACAGGCUCAUGACAGUCCAGUGCGGGCCAUGACCUGGUCUCACAACGACAUGUGGAUGCUGACGGCGGACCACGGUGGCUACGUGAAGUACUGGCAGUCCAACAUGAACAACGUCAAGAUGUUCCAGGCACACAAGGAGGCCAUUAGAGAAGCCAGCUUCUCUCCGACGGACAACAAGUUUGCCACAUGCUCAGAUGACGGCACUGUUCGAAUCUGGGACUUCCUGCGCUGUCACGAGGAGAGAAUUCUCAGAGGUCAUGGCGCUGAUGUGAAGUGCGUGGACUGGCAUCCCACCAAAGGCCUGGUGGUGUCAGGCAGCAAGGACAGCCAGCAGCCCAUUAAGUUCUGGGACCCCAAAACGGGACAAAGUUUGGCCACACUCCAUGCCCACAAGAAUACAGUGAUGGAGGUGAAGUGGAACCUGAACGGGAACUGGCUUCUGACGGCAUCCCGCGAUCACCUCUGCAAGCUGUUCGACAUCAGGAACCUGAAGGAGGAGCUGCAGGUGUUCAGAGGGCACAAAAAGGAGGCCACAGCGGUUGCCUGGCAUCCCGUUCAUGAGGGUCUAUUCGCCAGCGGAGGCUCUGAUGGCUCGCUGCUCUUCUGGCACACUGGGGUGGAGAAGGAGGUGGGAGGCAUGGAGAUGGCCCAUGAGGGGAUGAUCUGGAGUCUGGCCUGGCACCCGCUGGGUCACAUCCUGUGCUCCGGCUCCAACGACCACACCAGUAAAUUCUGGACUAGAAACCGGCCCGGAGACAAGAUGAGGGACAGGUACAACCUGAACCUGCUUCCAGGGAUGUCAGAGGACGGUGUGGAGUACGAUGACGUGGAGCCCAACAGCAUGGCCUCCAUCCCUGGGAUGGGUAUCCCUGAGCAGCUGAAGGCCGCCAUGGAGCAGGAGCAGAGCAAUAAAGAUGCAGCUCCAGAUGUGGAAAUGUCCAUCCCUGGUCUGGACUGGGGCAUGGAGGAGGUCAUGGGCCGAGACUCCAAGAAGGUCCCUCAGAAGAAGGUUCCUUAUGCCAAACCCAUCCCUGCGCAGUUUCAGCAGGCCUGGGCUGAGAACAAAGUUCCCAUGAUGCCUCCUGGAGAUUUACCCAAAGACCGAAAGCUGGAACAGAAGGUGGACAUGAAAAAGAAGACGCAGGCGGAGUUGGAGCAGGAGAUGGCUGCACUGCAGUACACCAACCCCAUACUGCUGGAGCAAAUGAAGAUGGACCGGAUACACCAAGAGGGAAAUGUCGGCCCCCCACAGGGACCAGGCUCAAUGCCCUACUCUGGCCCCGGGGGCCCCAUGCCUCCUGGCCAGCAGGGUUUUGCUCCUAACAUGGCCCCUCAGCAUAUGCCCAACAACAUGGGGACCCCCAUGGGCCCCGGUUUCAUGCAGCCUGGACAGAUGGGGCCGCCCUCUGGACCUCAGGGCCAUCAGGGGCCCUCUCAGGGCAUGAUGGGACCCUCAGACAUGCAAGGACAGAGACAUCCUGGCCCCCCAAGGAACAUGGGCCCUCAAGGGCCUCACGGCAUGGGACCUAGAGGGAUGCAGGGGCCCCCUGGAGGAAUGAUGGGGCCCCCACCUCGAGGAAUAGGCCCAAGGGACUCACAAGGGCCCCCACCUCAAGGGGGAAUGAUGCCCCCUCAGGGGAACAUAAUGGGCCCUCAGGGGUCUAUGCAGGGUGGAAUGAUGGGCCCUCCGACAAGGACACAUGGCAACAUGCCCACCAACUAUGGGAUGGGCAACAUGCAGGGCCCCCAAGGAGGAAUGCACUCUGGAAAUAUGCAGGGUCCCCCGAAUAACAUGCAGGGGCCCACAAAUAACAUGCAGGAGCCUCAUGGGAACAUGCAGGGGCCUCACGGAAAUAUGCAGGAGCCCCCCUACAUGCAGCACCAGGGGCAGAACUCGGGGCCCAUGAUGCAUGGGAUGGGCCAGCAAGGGCCCAACAGCAAAGCAGACCCUCGGGGGCCACCCCCAAGCCACCACAUGGGUCCUCCCAACCGGCAGGGACCUGGAGGACCAGAUCAAAGUUCUGGACCGUAUUGGGGGGACAACCAGCAGGGCCGCAGAGGACAGCAGGAGUUUGAGGGGGGGCAGGAUUACCAUGGCAGAGGAGAUGAUGGCUGGAGGACAGGUCCGGGAUAUCAGGGCAGAGGAGGUGGGGGCCACAGAGGCGGGGGCCACCGAGGGGGAGGACACAGAGGGGGCGGAAACGAAGGGAGCUGGGGACACGAAGACCGUUACGGAGGGGGAGACUUCCGAGGACGGCGGGACGAUAGGUUCAGAGGAGGGGGCCAGGGUCGGACUGGAGGUCAAGGUUACUCUGAUGAGUACGGCCAGGACGAAGGCUAUGAUGGUGGCGAAGAGAUCGGCCGGGGGUGGGACAACGGGGGCCGAGGGAGGCCACCACGAGGAGGGGGAGGUCAUGAUGGUUAUCGAGACGGGUCACAAAUGCACGACGGCUCGUCUCCCGCCGGCCGGGAGCGCUCCUCAUCCCUGCAGGGGAUGGACAUGGCCUCCCUGCCCCCUCGCAAGCGUCCAUGGCAGGAUGGGCCUGGAACGGGUGACCCGCGGGAGCGAGACUCCCCUGUCGCUGAUGGAGGUCGUCCCUCUGGCAGAGGUGGGAGGGGUGGAUGGGGUCCCGGUGGACCUGGUCCAGGAUCCAGAAGAGGAGGACCCCCUCCUAGAGGAGCACUGCGGGGUGGUGUGCGGGGCCGGUAGUUUUGACUGAAUACCCCUUCUCCUGUGACUCCCCCUCCUUUAGAUCCCAGAAUCCUUCAAAAACUUCCAGAUGGACUAUAGGUCAUGUGACCUGUCACAUGAUGCUUUGCAGCGGCUGGAGAGGCGUGUACAGAACUGGAGCCAUGUCUGUUUGCAGUUUUUUCUAACAGAUUUCUACGUGUUCGUGUCGUUCCCCAAGAUUCACACCUCCAGACUUUGAACCCCCCCCCACCACUUGACAGGAAGUGGGGAUCACAUGACACAAACAGGUGUUUCUUCAGUGGUGAAUAAAAUCGGUGACUCUGCUCUA
Oryzias latipes (Japanese medaka) is the source of this 3814-nucleotide messenger RNA. It is a transcript of the gene wdr33, whose product is annotated as WD repeat domain 33. The record is from RefSeq and is a predicted model, not a curated record. Gene Ontology annotation, biological process: mRNA 3'-end processing. Gene Ontology annotation, cellular component: mRNA cleavage and polyadenylation specificity factor complex. Gene Ontology annotation, molecular function: protein binding. Lineage: Eukaryota; Metazoa; Chordata; Actinopteri; Beloniformes; Adrianichthyidae.